AUGCAGAACGAGUGGUUAGACAUAGGAGAUUUUUGCAUCCCAUUAGCAUUAAAAUGGCGCACUUUAAUUUAUGAUUGGUCGCCAGCAUUGCUAAAAUUCUAUCUCAAUGCGUUCCAGAUGACUCUCCCAGAUCAGAGUAAUUUAGUAAGAUGGGGUAAAAGUACCGAAAAAACUUGCUAUAUCUGUGGAAAGGCAGUUGGAACUGCUAAGCAUCUGCUGGUGGGAUGUAAGGUACUCCUGGACAGCGGUCAAUACUCGCGUCGUCACGAUAGGGUUCUAGAAGUCAUACGUGAAGCGGUUAGUCUUUCGGUAGCCAGAGCGCAAAAGGAAAUAACCACAAACGAACGAUCAGUAGGUUUUGUGAGAGAAGGCACUAGGGCUACAAAAUCAAACGUCAAGCCUUACUCCAUCCUUAAAGCGGCGUCGGAUUGGACUAUAAUGAUGGACACGUAUGAAAAACAAUAUAAAAUCCCCGAGGAUAUUUGUGCGUCGGCCUCCAGACCGGAUAUAUUUUUGUUUUCGCGAAUUUUAAAGCGCGUAGUGAUGAUAGAGCUUACGGUCCCUUGGGAAACCAACAUCCCCAAAGACCAUACCAUCAAGGUCAACAAAUAUUACGAGCUCACAAACGAACUCACUCGAAAUAGGUUCGUAGUAGAUUUGUACGCGGUAGAGGUGGGAGCGAGAGGUAUAACAGCGAAAUCUCUCUACAACCUACUAAAGGACUUGGGCUUGUCCAGAACUCACAUUAAUGCAUUCUUGGAACGUAUAUCGAAGGCAGCCCUAGUAGGUUCUUUUCAAAUUUGGUUAGGUAGGGAGAGGAGCUUGGACAGUGGAGGUGAGCGUAUAACGCGCGUUAGUUAA
This is a messenger RNA of Danaus chrysippus (African queen), 861 nucleotides long. The record is from the annotation of a GenBank genome assembly. NCBI's taxonomy places the organism in Eukaryota, Metazoa, Arthropoda, Insecta, Lepidoptera, Nymphalidae.